CUUGAAUUGAACGACCACAUUAAGUUUGACCUUGGUUGCUUAUUCUGCGUGGCAGAUGCGUGUGCAUCCUUCUCGGUUAGUUCGACUAUCUUUAAUCUCCCUACUAUUCCUACUUUGUAUCGCUAUUAUAUAUAAUAAGUAUUUGGAUAAAGCGCUAUCUGGACCUCAUUCUAUAAGCCAACUCAUCCGGAAUCAAGAUUUUGCAAGUGUACACAAUGUAAAGCCAUUUAAAAUAGACUGGGAAAACUACUCGCUUACUGCACUUGAAAGUUCGAGAGUGGGACCUGGAGAGAACGGCAUGGCUUUCGAACUAUCCCCUCUCGAUAGAGAACUAUCCAAUAAAACUAUAAAUGAGAACGGUUUUAGUGUGUAUGUUAGUGGGAAAAUCAAAACAGAUAGAUCUAUUAAAGAUCUCCGCCAUCCACGUUGUAAAGGAAAACUAUAUUCCAGCAACCUUCCUACUGCUUCAGUGAUUAUCCCUUUUUUUGAAGAGCAUUGGGAGACUCUCCUACGCACAGUCGCAUCUGUUUUGAAUCGAGCUCCUUCAGGACUAAUCAAGGAAAUAAUUUUGGUUGAUGAUGGAAGCUCACGAAAAUAUCUGAAAGAUGAACUUGAUAAUCAUCUUGCAACUGCGUAUCCAAGUGGUAUAGUACGUGUAAUUCACCUGGAACAGAGGGGAGGUCUUAUUCGAGCGAAAACAGCAGGCGCCAGAGAAGCUGCUGGAGAAGUGCUCAUUUUUCUGGAUUCUCAUUGUGAAGCAGGAAUAAACUGGCUUCCGCCGCUACUUGAUCCAAUUGUUGCGAACUACAAAACUGUUGUUUGUCCAUUUAUUGAUAUAAUAGAUGCAAAUACUUUUGAAUAUCGUGCACAAGAUGAAGGGGCUCGGGGAGCAUUUGACUGGGAGUUGUACUAUAAGCGCCUUCCACGAUUACCAGAAGAUAGAUAUCAUCCUGAGGAGCCUUUUGACAGUCCAGUGAUGGCAGGAGGUCUGUUUGCUAUCAGUGCGAAAUGGUUCUGGGAACUUGGAGGCUAUGAUCCUGGUCUUGUUAUUUGGGGUGGGGAGCAAUACGAGUUAUCGUUCAAGAUUUGGAUGUGUGGAGGGCGUAUGAUUGAUGCCCCGUGUUCCAGAAUAGGCCAUAUAUAUCGUAAAUACUCAACUAACUUUCCGAAAGCAGAAUUUGGGGACUUUGUUGGUCGUAAUUACAAACGUGUAGCAGAAGUUUGGAUGGAUGAAUAUAAAGAGUAUCUGUAUAAACGGCGACCAAGAUACAGGGAUUUGGAUGCAGGUGACUUGACCAAGCAGCACAAAAUCCGAGAGAAACUUAAGUGCAAGUCAUUUAAGUGGUUUAUGACAGAAAUAGCAUUUGAUUUGGUUAAGAAGUACCCACUCAUCGAACCAAUAUCUAAGGCUGAUGGAGAGAUUCGAUCGGUUGCCGACUCAUAUUUAUGCUUGGAUGCAAUGGGUGCAAAUGAGUAUACUCCAGUUAAAUUGCGUCCUUGUACUAAAGAUAAUCCUAAUGCCAUUGGUAUCCAGAAAUUCGAAUAUAGCUACCAUGAAGAUAUUCGAGUUAUAAAGCAAGAAUCCUGUCUAGAUGUACCUGAUUCAAAAAACAAAGCCGUAGUAAUCUUGUAUCCAUGUCAUGGCCAAGGUGGUAAUCAACAAUGGAAAAUUCGACCAACUAAUCGUAAUAAAUCGAACCCCCUACACUUGGUUCUUGGAGCUAGUGGAGCUUGUUUGGAUUCUGAUCCGAAAAACCGAUUAGUUUUUGUGAAUUCAUGUGAUUAUACUUCGCCAACUCAAAGCUGGACUUGGGAAAAAUUGAAAAUUGAUGUGGCUGAACACUCGAUGAAAGAAGCUGGUCUGUAGCAUUUUUCAUCUGCUUUUGUUUUAUUUGGAAAAUUUAUGGUCUGGUUAGUGAAAAUUAUUGUUGACCUAUCUGUCAUUCUUUUUUUCUGUGAUAUAUAUAAACAACCUAUUUUGGCUGUUCAUGCGUUUUAUUUUCUUCUCUGAAUUUUCUACAAAUAUUUUUCAAUAAAUAUUGUGUUUUGUGU
This is a messenger RNA of Schistosoma curassoni, 2052 nucleotides long. Lineage: Eukaryota; Metazoa; Platyhelminthes; Trematoda; Strigeidida; Schistosomatidae. The record is from the annotation of a GenBank genome assembly.